This is a messenger RNA of Sycon ciliatum, 5283 nucleotides long. Its product is annotated as MAM and LDL-receptor class A domain-containing protein 1-like. Lineage: Eukaryota; Metazoa; Porifera; Calcarea; Leucosolenida; Sycettidae. Gene Ontology annotation, cellular component: membrane. The record is from RefSeq and is a predicted model, not a curated record. Bases 223 to 5268 code for a protein of 1681 amino acids. Gene Ontology annotation, molecular function: protein binding. The transcript has 47 exons.
UGCGCCGCGCUGCUCUUUGCUUUUGGCCAAUGCUCUCUCUCUUUUGCCCUCACGUCUGAGCAUCUGUUAGGUGGUUCCUUCCCCUACGCGAGAGCUCUUGACUGUGCGUAGCUAGACGAAGUCUCUAGUGUUUCAGAGGUGGCCUCUCCGCCACCAAGGACAAGGGAGAGCCUUGUAACUGCUUCGCAAGAGCGUGCGCUUGGCUAAGCGCUACCAGCCAGCAUGGAGGUUCCUUGGCGAGUUGUCCUGGCAGUUUGCGUCUUCGCAGCCUUGACGUCAGCACAGACUUGCCGGAAUCCACCGUUGGCGACGUUCGACGACGGCUUCAGCUACUACACGAACGCCAAGACGGGCGACCAAGAAGACUGGAUUCGCAGUCGUUCCGCCACGACGUCGGUGGGAACCGGACCGACGACCGACCACACCACAGGCACAACGGCAGGCCAUUAUCUAUACUUGGAGGCCACUGGUGCGUCUUCCGGUGACAAGGCGAUUCUGCUGUCCACCACGUACAACAACACGAAGUCAUGCCAAAUGAGCUUCUGGUACCACAUGUAUGGUAGCCAGAUUGGCACGCUGCAAGUGAUGUACAAGGAGCUGAGCGCCACGGCAACCACGCAGCUGUUCACCAAGACUGGUGACCAGGGCAACAAGUGGAUCCGCGGCGUCGUCACUCUGCCGGCUACGUCCAAGCUGUUCCAGAUUCAAUUCGUUGCAACACGUGGCAGUGGUUUCCGUAGUGACAUUGCCAUUGACGACGUCGCGUUUGCGUCGGCGUGCUGCAUGACCUACGUCAUCCCUAAGUCUACCCAAUGCGACGCAAGCAAGGUAGCAACGUUUGAAACAGGCACAAACGGCUGGGUGCAGGAGUUUAGUGAUCAGUUUGACUGGCGACGUGACGCAGCCGGUACUGGCAGUCUGCAUACCGGACCUGCCACUGAUCAUACCUACGGAAAUAACUCCGGGUACUACAUGUACAUUGAGACAAGCGGCCAGUCGUCAGGCGAUAAGGCUAUCCUCCGUUCACCACAGUACCCAGUCCCCGAUACCUUGUGCAAGUUCUCCUUCUGGUACCAUAUGUACGGUAGCACUAUCGGCACACUUGAGGUGCAGAUCAAGAUCGGCUCUACGACACGAUCCCUGUGGAAGACGUCUGGUGACCAAGGUGACGUAUGGAGGAAUGCAAAGGUUCCCCUGGGAACGGUCAGCGGACCAUUCACGCUGAGCAUCAUCGGCUCGAAGGGAACGAGUUUCACCGGCGACAUUGCGAUUGACGAUCUCGGCUGGGAUGCCAUCUCCUGCAAUUGCGUUCACUGCUCUGUUCCAGCCAACACUGCCUGGACAUCCGGCUGGCAAGGUUACACUCAAUUCACCGGCGACGACUUUGACUGGACCCGGCGUCAGGGUUCCACGCCAUCGUUUGGAACAGGACCCACCCGUGACCAUACAACCGGCUCUAGCUCCGGUUGGUAUGUGUACAUUGAGACCUCCCUGCCACGGAACAGAGGACAUGCGGCCGCCAUCAUCUCGCCAUCUUACACACCCACGAAAGGUGGCUGUUCAAUGAGCUUCUGGUACCAUAUGUACGGAGCAACGACCGGCACUCUUAACGUCUUCAUUCGCGUGGGCGUGAGGCGUGUCAGGCUAUGGACGCUGAGCGGCAAUCAGGGAAAUUCGUGGAAGAACGCCGUGGUCCCGUUCUUUGCCGACGGCGCAUACCAGAUGGAGUUCCAAGGCAUAACUGGAACCAGCUUCACUGGAGACAUCGCUCUGGACGACAUCACCUUCAACACCAGCUGUUGCCAGGUCACCAACAACCCAGUCACCACCGCUCCUAGCACCACUGCAUCACCGUGUGUUCAGCCCACGCUGGCCACGUUUGACUCAAGUACAAACGGCUUCACCAACUACCAGUUCGAUAACUUUGACUGGGUCCGUCAAAUCGGCCAAGUGGGUUCAACCAGCAGUGGACCCACACAGGAUCACACCAGUGAAUCGACCAGUGUAUCUGGUUACUAUUGGUUCAUUAAUACCAGGGCUUCCGGUUCUGGUGGCCAGCGCGCUGUUCUCAUCUCACCGUUUUAUCCGAAACCGACCAAACCAUGCCAAGCCUCGUUCUGGUAUCACAUGUAUGGCAGUUCAACAGGCGGCCUUGCGGUGACUGUUGCCUCAGCCGGUACAUACGUCCAGGUGUUCUCUAUGACCGGCAAUAAGGGAAACCGAUGGAUUCAGGCAAACAUUACCAUUCCUGCCUCCACUCCCGGCGACUAUCAGCUUCAAUUUGCUGCUACACGCCAAGGUGGCACCUUAGGAGAUAUUGCUAUUGAUGACGUCAUGUAUUACCCAAGCUGCUGUGGCCUCUCACCACCACCGACCACCACCAAGCCACCAGUCCCAGUUUGGCAUCCAUGCACGGCUGGUGUGACGACAUUCGACAAUGGCUGGCAGAACUACACCCAGCUGACUAACGGAACUCUGCUCUAUACACGCAGGACUGGUGGCACUCCAUCAUCCGGUACAGGUCCACCUGGUGACCACACGUCCGGCUCCGGCUACUACCUGUACAUUGAGGUGAGUAGCGGGCGGAGGGGAACUGCCACUCUGCUCUCGCCGUGGUACGUGGCCGUCAACAGCCUCUGCACAGUGUCCUUCUGGUAUCACAUGCAAGGUACUGCCACGGGCACACUGAACGUCUACGAAGAAGCUCCAGGCAUCACUUACAGCCUCUUCUCCAAGAGAGGUAGCCAGGGAGCAAGCUGGAUACAGGCCUCCGCCACGCUGAGCACUCCGCUGAACAGUCGCUUCCGCUUGGUGUUCCAGGCAACGCAUCUCUCUAGCGGCUUCACCGGUGAUAUUGCCCUGGACGACAUCGCCUUUGACAACAAGAAGUGUUGCGAAGUGUGCUCUUUCCAGAGAGCAGCCGUCAAUUUCGAUUCAGGCCUGCAAGGCUUCGUUCAGGACAGGACGGAUAACUUUGAUUGGACCCGGGACAACGCCGGCACACCGUCGUUCAACACCGGGCCCACUAACGACCACACUCUGGGAACUGCUGCAGGCUACUACAUGUACACGGAGACGUCCGGCCGGCCCGUCAACCAGGUCGCCAGGCUGAUCUCGCCGCGCUACGGCCCGCCCGACCAGGCCGGCUGCGCCGUCACCUUCUGGUACAACAUGUUCGGCGCGGCCAUGGGAACGCUGCGCGUCAAGGCCGUGCCCGUCCUGACCAACUUCAGCGUCACCGAGCAGGUGCUGUGGACGCUGUCCGGCAACCAGGGGGCCGGCUGGAAGAAGGCCACCACCAAACCUAUCACCAUGUAUACCGCUUACAAUCUCGUAAUUGAGGGUGUCGUGGGUACUUCGUUCACCAGCGACAUGGCAAUUGAUGACAUCUCUAUGCCCAAGACCUGUUGCAAAGUGUCUGUUAUUACUUGUAGUUCGACUGAGUGGCGGUGCGCUAACCUGGUCAACUGUAUUCCUCUCACGUCUCGCUGCGAUCUGAAGAACGACUGUCCGGAUAAUAGCGACGAAGUCAACUGCACUUGUGCUAGCGGAGUUGCUGGCAUUGCUCCAUUUGACUUUGAGACCGGCAACAUGGGAUUUCUGCAGCUGAACUCUUCAUUUGAUAACUUUGAUUGGACACGCACGCGUGGCUCCACUACGUCCGGCUCCACCGGUCCCACAACCGAUCACACCUUGAAAAGCACUCUGGGCUACUACUACUACAUCGAGACGUCUUCCCCACGUAGUAACGGCGACAAUGCCAUUAUGGUUUCUCCAUGGAUUCUGCCCAUCAGUCCCGUCGGUGCAAGACCAUGCACUAUGGAUAUUUGGCUCCACAUGUACGGCGCCACAAUCAACCAAUUUAACAUGUACAUUCAGGUUCCUGGAGGUGCGUUGAAUGCUACAAGUCUGUUGAGUAUGAGUGGCAACCAAGGAAACCUCUGGUUUAAGAGAACCGUCACGAUCCCAGCGACCAUCAAGACCAACUUCAGGAUUGUCCUCCAAGGCACGCGUGGCGGUAGCUUCACGGGUGAUAUCGCCAUCGACGACAUCACCUUCUCCUGGACAUGCUGCUCCAAGGGUGUUGUUCCUCCUCCACCAUCUCCCACACCCACGCCGAUUUCAAUGUGUCCACCAAAGACGAGCACGUUCACUACCAACCUGGACGGCUACACGCAGUCCACCGCGGACGACUUCAACUGGAUCAGGCGGCGCGGGGGCACCACAUCAGGGAGUACUGGACCCACCAACGAUCACACCACGGGAACAGGUUUCUACAUGUACAUCGAGACGUCGGCACCACGUAGCCUUGGCGACAAGGCCGUUCUCAUCUCGCCGUCGUACCUGCGGACCUCCACGCCCGUCUGUUCACUCUCCUUCUGGUACCACAUGUACGGCACUACCAUUGGCACUCUCAACGUCUAUCAGGUGAGCGGAGCUGUCACCGUGACAACCACCAAACUCUGGACCAAGACCGGCGGCCAGGGCAACAGAUGGAUCAGGGCCACCAUCAACCUCAAGCCCGUCAUCAACGACAAUGCUUUCUACCUGACAUUCGAAGCAAUCAGAGGCACCUCGUUCACCGGUGAUAUUGCAAUUGACGAUGUCUCCUUCGACAAGGACUGCUGUGUGGUCUGUUCUAGCCCGGCCAACAUCACGUUCGAGAAGAACCUGGGCGGUCUCACUCAGUCGACGACCGACAAGUUUGACUGGACGAUCUGGAACGGUGGUACGUCAUCUGGAAGCACCGGUCCGGCCAUUGAUCAUACUCUCGGAACGGGUCUUGGAAUCUAUGCUUACAUCGAGACGUCUUCGCCUCGCGUUGCCGGCGAUACGGCCAUUCUGACUUCAGGUCUGUUCGAUACUGCCAAGGCCGGUGGCUGCCCUGUGACAUUCUGGUAUCACAUGUUCGGUGCAAGCAUCGGAUCACUGACCAUCUCUACGAUCGACAGCAAGGGAGCUACCGCUCAAGUCUGGAUGCUCGCUGGUAACCAAGGCAACGUGUGGCGCCAAGGCAACUUCACCAUUCCGACCAGCCUCGGCCAGUUCAAGCUUGAAUUCAAGGGAACCCGCGGCACAUCGUUCACCGGUGAUAUCGCCAUUGACGACAUCUUCUUUGCUCCAGGCUGCAGUUGCUAUGGUGAGCUGAUGACUCAAUACUCUGGCUUGCGUGCAUGUCUCUCUCUCUCUCUCUCUCUCUCUCUCUCUCUCUCUCUCUCUCUCUCUCUCUCUCUUGUUCUAGUACUAUCUAUGAUUAUGAAGUUGUGAUUCUCAUUCAAUGGU